AUGACCUCAGCUGUUCCUCAUAGGCCUUGGGUUCCAGACUUCCUAAUAACUUUUGACUUCGCUGUACCCUUUUUAGAGGACCUGGUUCCCAGCCUCCAGUUUUUAUUAAUCAGCAAAAGGCAAGCUCUGUCUUGCACCGAUACAGAAGAUAUAAUACUGGACAACUUGAAGAGCUUCGUCAAGGGAAUCUUGAACGAGAAUGCCUUGAGGAAAUAUGCAAUUUUGAAGAAGCCCGAGAAGUAUGUUUGCUCAAUAAACAAUGGAGGUUGCGAGCAGAUUUGUAGAGAUGGGCAAAGAGGAAGGCCCGAUUGUUCCUGUGUUGAUGGAUACAAUCUGUCAGAGGAUCAGAAGACCUGCGAACGAUCAGGACCCUUUUCUUGUGGAACGAUUACAUUUCCAGAAGCCAUAACACCCAGUGUCUCACCGUACCAGAGCUACGUCAACAAUACCAAAAGCCACCAAGAGAAGACAAACAUUGCUCAGACUAUUCUCCAGAGAAUUCCUACUCAAGACUUGAAUCAGUUUAACAGCUGGAAAGGAGAAGUCCCAUGGCAGGUUUAUAUGUUCAGCUUCAAGGGAAAAGGAUUUUGCGAAGGGGUGCUGAUUAGUGAUAAGUGGGUCAUCACAGCAGCACAUUGCCUUGACUAUAACCCUCACACAAUCAUGGCAGGAGAAUACAACACCGGCGUUUUUGAGCACUCUGAACAGCUCCGUCAAGUCCUGAGGGCGGUCCAGCAUCCUAGCUACAAUGCUACCACAUUUGAAAAUGAUCUAGCUCUUCUGGAGCUAAACAUACCAUUGGUCCUGAACAAAUACGUCACCCCAAUUUGCAUCGGGAACCAGGUGCUCACGGAGUACCUCCUGAAGCAUGGAAGAAGCACCCUGAGCGGCUGGUGGCAGUUCGACUAUUUACAGAAGGUCUCAAAUAUCCUUCAACGUGCAGACAUCCAAUACGUUGAUCAGGUCAAAUGUCUGCAGACGAACGAGAGCCAACUUUUGCCCAAUACUUUCUGUGCAGGCCAUCCUACCUUUGUUAAAAGGGUCUAUCAUGGCAACAGUGGAGCUCCGUUUGCUACAGAUAGGAAUAACACGUGGUUUCUAACGGGCAUAGCAACUUGUGGAGCGGAGUGUACCGGGGAUGAACCAUACAGUAUCUUCACUUCGGUAGCAAAGUAUAUUGAGUGGAUAAACAAUGUGAUAAGAGGGGAGCAAUGA
This is a messenger RNA of Protobothrops mucrosquamatus (brown spotted pit viper), 1215 nucleotides long. Its product is annotated as coagulation factor IX-like. Bases 1 to 1215 code for a protein of 404 amino acids. Gene Ontology annotation, molecular function: serine-type endopeptidase activity. The transcript is spliced from 6 exons. NCBI's taxonomy places the organism in Eukaryota, Metazoa, Chordata, Lepidosauria, Squamata, Viperidae. The record is from RefSeq and is a predicted model, not a curated record. Gene Ontology annotation, biological process: proteolysis.